This is a messenger RNA of Closterium sp. Naga37s-1, 1365 nucleotides long. Lineage: Eukaryota; Viridiplantae; Streptophyta; Zygnematophyceae; Desmidiales; Closteriaceae. The record is from the annotation of a GenBank genome assembly.
AUGGGCGCACCGGCGUCAUGCCCCCAGGAGGAUAGCUGGUGGAAGAUGGGCGGAGGUGGGGCAGGGAGGAAUGGGGGAAAGGGAGGAAAGAGUGAGAGAAGUGGGAGAUUCAGGAAUCCACUGUGGCAAUGGGAUAGAUGGAAUGGAGCGGCGCCUCAGGAGAUAGGUGGGGGUGAGAUGGGUGGGGGUGAGAUGGGUGGGGGUGGGAUGGGUGGGGGUGAGAUGGGUGGGGGUGAGAUGGGUGGGGGUGAGAUGGAUGGGGGUGAGAUGGGUGGGGGUGAGAUGGCUGGGGGUGGGAUGGGUGGGGGUGAGAUGGGUGGGGGUGAGAUGGGUGGGGGUGAGAUGGGUGGGGGUGAGAUGGGUGGGGGUGAGAUGGAUGGGGGUGAGAUGGGUGGGGGUGAGAUGGGUGGGGGUGAGAUGGGUGGGGGUGAGACUGGCCGUGCAAUGGGGAUUGUGGGGAGGGUGGGGAAGGGGGGAGAGGGGGGAGAAGGAGCUGAUGUCAAGAAAGUCAACGAGCCACCCACCUGUCUGACCAGCAGCCCAGCUACGGCCAAGCCUCCUGAAGUGGUUAGACACGCCCGCCAAACCUCCUCUCUAGGAGCGACAGCGACAGGAGCAGCAGGGACAGCAGGGGCAGCAGGGGCGGAAGAGGAAGUAGAAUCUGGAGAGACGGGUGCAGCUAUCGGCGGUGGCUUUUUAGUUGACUCGGAAGAGGAAGGAGAAGGUGGAGAGUGGAUUUGUGAGGAUAUCUUAUCUGAAGCGAGGGCGUUGAGGGAGGAGGUGGCGGCGAUAGCGGCGCUGAAGCAGGCCAUUCGAGACAAGCUGCACGUGCUGCAGGUGGACGAGGCGAGCAUGAUGGAGAUCCUCGCGCAGGCGGACGCCCCACCCGCCGUCAGAGCAGCCGCUGCUGCUGCUGAAGCGCACAUGCACAAAAGCGCUGGGGGAAGUGGAGAUGGGGGAGGGGGCGCGGAUUGGGGCGGGGAAGAAAGGGAGGGGGCGGGGGAGGAGGAAGGGGAGGAGGAGAUGAGUCUGGACGAUAUGGUGGCUGGGCUGGCGGAGGAACUUGAGAGGGAGAUGGGGGGUGGCGGGGGGCAUGCAGGGGGGAAGGAGUGGGGGAAGGUGGGGGAGGAGGAGGAGGGGGAGGAGGGGGAGGAGGAGAUGAGUUUGGAUGAUCUGGUUGCGGGGCUGGCGGAGGAACUGGAGAGAGAGAUGGGGGGUGGCGGGGGGCACAUGGGGGGCGAUGGGGGCCAUGGGGGUGGUGAGGGGCAUGGGGCCGGUGGGGGGCAUGUGGGGGGGCAUGAGGGGGGUGGUGGGGGCCACGCGGAUGCAGACAGUGGGGGAGGAGGAGGGGAUGAGUUUGGAUGA